UAGCAUGUUAUUCACUAACAAGUUUCGCGACUAUGUAGUUUAUUAUCCAUGUUUUAUAUGGACGUAGAGGCAGAAGGCAGAAGCAUUUUCAAUCUCCAGUUCUCUUUGCUUGUAACAAUCGGAUAACAACUUCAAUAUAUUGGAUCAAUUUAGUUGAAUUUUUUUAUCGAGCAGAGUUAUCGGUAAAUCAUAUAAUGGCAACAGAAUGGCGGGAAUUUUACCGGCGUUAGAUUGAUGGGUCGAUGUGAUGUUAGGAUCACAUUUAUGAAGAAACUGUAAAAUAUUCCUCUCUGUCCGUAUAUAUAUUCUGUACUGUCCAGUCACUAACAGAUCUGUAGCAAGUUUAUACUCGGAGGAUAUCGUCUGUACGAGCGGCUCGAUUCGACCACUUCCUCUUUCUGCACGAUAAGAAUAUACACGGGAAACGAAAAAUGUGUGUGAAUCACCGAUGAAUAUAAUUAGAUCACGAGCGAGAUGAUUACAAGUCUAUUUCAUAAUUUGCUGUUACGACUGAGUAGAUAUAAAUAUUUCAUUUACGUUGUGUGAAAUUAAGAUAGACAACAUAUACGAAAUUACGCAAAAUGUACUCGCCAAGAAAGAAAAUUCUUUGGUUCGCAAUCGUCAGUAGAAUCACAAUAUUAAUAUUGCAAACAAUUUUCAAUGCAUCAAUUCCCGACCAUUGUGCGGAUGCGUUUAAAAGGCCUCUGAAUUCCACAGAGAAAGUGGGAUCCCUGUGGGAUAAAAUAAUUUAUUUUUUAUUCAACGGUCUUACACGUUGGGACGGAGAAUAUUUUUUACAUAUUGCGAAAUACGGGUAUACGUACGAGAAUACUAUUGCCUUUUAUCCAUUGUAUCCAGCUCUGAUUCGCAUCGUUGCCAUUGCUUUGACAAAGAUAUUCCCCGCGUUAAACAGUCAAAGUGUCAUGAUUGUUGCUGCAACGCUUAUCAAUUUCGUGUGUUUCGUAAAAUCAGCUCUCAUUCUUUACGAUCUCACCGUACACAUAUUUCAGGAUACUGUAACUGCUUACAAAGCAGCAAUACUUUAUUGUAUAAAUCCAGCCAGCAUAUUUUUCUCAGCCAUAUAUUCAGAAUCCAUGUUUGCAUAUUUAACAUUUUACACCAUGCUUGGCAGUAUGAAAUAUACCAAGUCUACCAUUUAUUUUCCAUUGGCAUUGUCGACUUUAACGAGAUCGAAUGGUAUCGUCAAUAUAGGCUUCCCUAUAUAUUUCGGACUUAAGAAUUUGUGUAAUUCUGUGUCGAAAGAAGUUGAGAAACAUAAACGAAAACGCAACAUACCGUAUAUUUUUAAACUAAUCAUAUUAAAAAAUUGUUUCACUAUCUUGAGCACAAUAAUUAUAUCGCUGUCUCCGUUUUUUCUUUUACAAAUAUACAACUAUACUAAAUUUUGUAUUUCUACACCUGACAAAUCGUUACUGCCAGUUCACGUUUUACAGUAUGCUACAAAAAAUAAUUUAAUAUUACCAGGCAUGACAAGUUCAAUAUGGUGUAACGCUACAGUACCUCUAGCAUAUUCAUAUAUACAAAAGACAUAUUGGAAUGUUGGAUUCUUAAGAUAUUAUCAAUUUAAACAAAUACCAAAUUUUAUUUUAGCUUGCCCGAUAUUGUUUAUUAUGUUGCAAUGCAUAAAAGAAUUUGCUUGCGAAUAUAAGGAUGAAUUGUACUUGUUAGGACUUUUCGAUAGUAAAAGAAAAAACGGAAGUACUACCAAAAUAAAGAAAUACCCAUUAAGUAUGUUCGUCUUUGUAGUACAUGGAUUGUUUCUAACCAUGGUUUGCCUAUUCUUCACACAUAUUCAAGUCAGCACACGUUUAUUAGCUUCUGCAAGUCCUUUGAUAUAUUGGUAUUGCGCUUUAAUUAUGUCUCACAAGUAUAUUGAUCAUAAUGAUUUACGAUAUGAAAAUGAAGAGAACAUUAGUUCGAACUGGAAGGUAUUUUUCUUAUCACAACAACAAUAUACAUUGCAAGAUAAAUUUGUACUAUCCUAUUUUAUAGGAUACACAAUUAUAGGAUGCUUAUUGUUUUCAAAUUUUUUGCCAUGGACUUGAUACAUUACGUUCCAUGUGUGUACACUUAAUUUUUUUAUUAAGAACGUUUUUACAUUUUUUUAUUAUUGUUAUUGUAAAUACUAUAUUUGUUAAAGUUUUUGUACAUAAAGAAUAAAACUUUGUAGGCAAAAACUUUGCUUGCAAAAAAAAUUCUACUAUUAAAAUAUAUUAACUUUACUUUUUAAAAGAAAUAUUUAAGUUUAUGUAUGCUAUAAAACAAUAUAUAUACCCUUAUAUGUGUAUGUGUUACGUAUUUAGAAUUCUGUGAAGAAUAUCCUUCAAUGAAAUGUUGGUAUAUUUAUUUAUAUAAACAAAAACUGUCUUCUAUAUA
This is a messenger RNA of Formica exsecta, 2397 nucleotides long. RefSeq names its product GPI mannosyltransferase 2 (gene PIG-V). The transcript has 3 exons. Gene Ontology annotation, biological process: GPI anchor biosynthetic process. Gene Ontology annotation, molecular function: GPI mannosyltransferase activity; alpha-1,6-mannosyltransferase activity. Lineage: Eukaryota; Metazoa; Arthropoda; Insecta; Hymenoptera; Formicidae. Bases 582 to 2066 code for a protein of 494 amino acids. Gene Ontology annotation, cellular component: endoplasmic reticulum membrane; mannosyltransferase complex. The record is from RefSeq and is a predicted model, not a curated record.